GCUUGUCGGGGAAGUGCACGUACAUGUACAUUUACCUAACCGUAACGGUUGGCUUCUUGUCUUAGGCCUCCUUCUAACAUAUCAGAGAUAGAGAUAGAGUCCUUGGCUUCAGUUGGCCACAAGGACUUCUUCACAUCAGGGAAGGAGUCAAGAUGGCCUCCGCCGGCGAGGGAUCGGAACAAGAAAGCGGAUCAUAUGGAGCAAGUGAAGCCGCUCCCUCCAUAACAAUAGGCCGUGCCAAGGUGUCCAGUGACACACCACGUGUGGUAUCACCAGCCAAGUUACCGGGGACCACUAUACGAAGUGAUCAGCCUCCUGAGACACAACUAAGCCCGCCGCGGACUUCAAACCCACUGGCCAAAUUACUGCACCAUGUCGUUCUAAUUAUUAAUGUAUACACGUCCAAGUUUGGUGACGAUGGGAGAGCCCUCGGCGUAAUUGCCGUGGGAUAUGGAAGGGACCCAGACGUAUCAAGGAAAACAGUUGCCGGAGUCGAUGUGGAGCUACAAAGCAUCCUGUCGCAUGCCAUUGCCAUAAAUAUACGAGAAUUCACUGGGGAACUUCUAGUCCGCUUAUAUGCGGAGGACAUCUUGUAUACGAUCAGAAGACCUAAGGACGUGUCAUCCGUAUCAGAUUGGGAUGAGGUUAUAUCCGAUCUGGAUAUGAAGCCAAUCACAUUUCCCGUCAAGGAAGAUUGUGUUGUGCAACACUCGGCAGUGAUCUAUUCGAAAGACAGAAGGGUUAACACGCUAUCGCUAGGAGUAUCGUACUCCAACAAAGGAAUUAUCCAAGAUUUCGGGGAGUUUACAUUCCUUGAGCAAGACGGAGACGCCUAAUCGGCAUGAUCUCUGCUGCUGGCCAUCAUCAGAUGUCUCCCGUAAUACAUCACCGCCAUCAAGACAACAACCGGAUUGGGGACCCAAAACGUUUCCAAACCUUCCUGGGAACGUUUUGUCAGCGUACCCAGAACUUGGCCAGGGCAGAUAACAUACCGCUAAACUGCAAAACACAACCUUGGAUUUUUUGGUUCUCUCCCCUAGUAUUUUCUGUCUUUUCCUUGUUUAUCCUCACUCCCAUUCCACACUUCCCCCCCCCCCCUCCCCCAUUCGAAAGCUUCUUUUUAGAAUACAAUUCCAACUGAUUUCUCUUUCGCUUCCCUUCAUUCCCUUUUUUUGUUUUUUGCUCUCAUUUCACUUCAGAGUAAUACAUGAUUGUACUAACAAGGAAUUGUGUACUCUUGA
Messenger RNA from Sycon ciliatum, 1241 nucleotides. RefSeq lists its product as uncharacterized. The record is from RefSeq and is a predicted model, not a curated record. Bases 153 to 836 code for a protein of 227 amino acids. NCBI's taxonomy places the organism in Eukaryota, Metazoa, Porifera, Calcarea, Leucosolenida, Sycettidae. The transcript is spliced from 7 exons.